Molecule: messenger RNA, 2726 nt
Organism: Brassica rapa (field mustard)
Lineage: Eukaryota; Viridiplantae; Streptophyta; Magnoliopsida; Brassicales; Brassicaceae
Source: RefSeq, a predicted model, not a curated record
AUGGAAAGCAUGAAACUGGGGUCAAAGUGUCAGCUACUGAGGAAGAGACAAAUUAAGUUGAACGGUCAAAAAGACAAGAGGAUAAGCUCGACCACGUGCGGCGGGCCUACACGACGGACCUACCACCGUCGCCGUCGUGGCCAGAACCAUCGACCUCUUCUCUUGUCGCUUUCUCACAUCGGGGUCCAACUCUAUUUAUUUUUAUUUCUUUAUAAGUUCCAACUCUAUUUAUUGAUGUUCACACAAAGUUGUCUAUUUACAUUAGCCAAUUAAGCUAAACAUUCUGUAUUCCACUUUUUUUUUCAGUUUUAGAUUUGUUUCAAGAAUUCAAUAUCUUGUAUAUAUUUUCAGAACUGUACUACUUAAAGGCUUAAGCUACGUAUAUAUGAUAUAUCGUUCAUGGCGGUCAAAACAACGAGUGAAGUAGAUCUACCAUCUCGUUAGGUUGGUAUCAUUGUGCCAUUUCACAAUAUUGUCAAAAGGAGCCUGUAUAUCUUUGUUUCACAUGGUAUGUUUAAAGUUUAAACUAUGAGUUCAUUGUUCCGAAUAGUGAACAAAUAAUUCCAAUGGUGUAUCCAACUGUAAUAUCACAACUCCAACUAGCUGAAGUAUUUUGGGGUCUGUAUGUACAUGCUUUUCUAUUCGACAUUAUUGGUCCACAUAAUAUUGUAUCUACGUACUUCAACACUUGUGGACUUAUCUUCAGGUGUGUCUUUCAAACCUGUACAUUGAUAAAGUGACUACACCUACGGAGGAAGGUUUAUUUAUAUCGGUUUAGUGGUUCGGUUAGAUUAGUUGGUUUAAUCUCAAUUGUACAGCUGACUAUAUAUACAUGUAAAUGCUCAUUUUAAUCAAUAAGAGAUAUUUUGAUAUUAUCUUUUUUUCUUCACUCUCAAGGAAGCUUAAACGUAACAGAUUAACAUUGAUUAUUGGAACAGAACUUGCAUUAUCAAACUGUUGUUCUUCAAAACAGAAUCUGUUUGGGUCGCCUAGAUCCAUCAGAAUGUUAUUAAAGACAAGACCUUCUGGUCAAUGAAAGAAAAUCAAAGUCAGACUUGGCUCUUCAAACAAAUACAAAGACAGAGGGAAACUGCGAUCAAUUGGCUCAGAGUAAUACGUCAGUUUAUUUGUCAUCCUCUCCACCAUCUCUUCCAUAAUUAAGAAUCGCAUAUCAGCUAUGCGACAGUCUCACCCCCUGGAAUCGAGCGCUUGCAUGCAACUCUGGUUUUCACUCCAUUAAAGUUCCGUUCCGACUUUCUCAAGUUUCUUCUUGCGCCAAUUUACUCUUCUUUCAUUUUGGGUUGGGCCAGAGACACAUCAAUAUAUUUCUCUUACUACUUGGGCUUCUAAGGCCAGUUUUGAUUUCUAAAAAUUCACUAAAGCUAUGUAAUAGGCCCCCCUAUUGUAUACUUUUGCCACUUUUAUAUUUUAAAUGCCCCAAAUUUAAGAAAAAAAACUGUACAUUGAUUCUCAUAUGGCUUUUUCUUGGAAAUGCUCAUAAUUCUUCAUGGCUAAUAGUUAGGUCAUAUUGCUACUCCUUAUAAGAAGUCAAUUAGCUGUUAUUUAAAGGUGUUCAAAUGGCCUAUUAGCUCAGUGGGUUAGACCGUCGUGCUAAUGACGUCGUACCUGCAUAGGCCAAUUAUUUUGAAUUUACUAUUGGGCCUCAGUAUAUCGACCAGCCCAUGUGCUAAAGACGAUAAUCAUGCCCCACCGUUAUAUUUCAAGGAAAACACAUCACUAAACAUUUGGCAUACAAAUUUGUUCAUCGAGGCCCAUAAAACUCCAUACCGUUAUUCUUUAAACUUGUAAUUCGUAAACCAUAUUAUAACAGAAUAAAAAUCUGAAAAGGAAAAGAAAAUCAUAGUGUAAUCAAAAUAAUGUGUAAUUCUUUUAUUCAUGCGAAGAAAGCCUUUAAUUUUGUUAUAUGUUAGGAGUUAGGACUGAGUGAAAACAGAAACUAACAAAAGAAACCUAUAGAUGCACAAGUUAUAAAAUCAUGACGUGAUGUGUUUGUGGUAUCAACUGUAUAUCUGUAGUGAUAAUAAAUAACGUAAGAAGAAGAGAGUAUCUGUAACGGUGAAAGAGACAACAUUGCAAAGAUCCCGAAACUAAAGCUCACAAGAGUUUCUAUAAAUAGAACAAAGAUCUAAGUCUUCACUUCCCACGAAAAAGAUUCGAUCUACCCCUCUCCAUAUCACUUGUUAUACUAGGUACUCUCUACCUCAAUCUGAUCUAGGAAAUGUAACAUUUAUUAUAUAUCCUUACAUAUAUGAAGUGAAAGCUGAGUAUUCAGUCGAUGAUAGCAAAUAUAUAUUAAUGUAGAUACUAAUAUUUAUUUAAAUUUAAAUUUUGAUUACGACAUUAUUUUUAUGGUCAUCAGAAAUUUAGCAAGGGAUAUGCAAAGAGAAUUUUCUGUCAUUAUAGAUUAUUAUAGAUUAGUACAUAUAUAAACGAAACCUCUUAUAUUAGUAAUAAUAGAAAAGCAAUUGACAAUUAGAAAACUAUAAUGUUAAGUUGCCUAUUGUACACAUCAAGAUCAUAUAUAUAAUAUAAUAAAAUCUUCUUGAUUCCACUCCACUGAUACAAACCCCAAACUCUUUACAUAACCUAUAUUAAACAAGACCAGAAAAUGUCUUAAUUAUAGUACAAUAUAUAAACCGAACCCUAAAUAAAGGGGUCCUUCAUAAGUUAAAACAUAGAAGAAGAAACCUAAACCACAUUAAAAA